UUCUCUUCAUCAGCCGCACGGGGAGUCCCUCUGUGCUUAUGCGUUAUAGUUCGCUCUACCGUUAGGCGGGCGUAGAUCUCUGGAGGAACGUCGCGUGGGGACGGAUGAAGCGGUAAGCUUGCAUCGUUGGGUAUUCCCGCCGUGAGAACCCGCAGCGUUGCAAUUCGUGAGGUUGUCGCCAUCGCAGUACGACACGUCCGUCACCGCGGCAACCCAGCGCUCACCGCUCGGUGGAAAAUCCGUAGAUCGGCCUCUCGUUGAAAAGCGCGUUUAUACAACCCCCGCGUGACCCAUAGCAGCAGCAACAGCCGGACCUGCAGAGACACGAGUGUUGUGCAAGAUUGCUUCACUCGGGGCAGGAGGGUUCGGUUGACGAUGACAGAAUAACGUGAAUGUUCGCCCACCCUGAUGCGCGCAGGAACGCACAUCUCUGAAUAGCGUAGCGAGUCCGUGAAGUCGAACUGCCGAAUGUCACGCUAAGCGUUCGCUACACCUGUGACCGGACGUUCACCUGCGAGAGAGAUGCUCUCGCACGUGCCCAGCCUCCGUUACGGAUGCCUUUGGAUUACAUUACUAUUCAUCUCCGGUGCAAGCUGCUACCCUCCUGGACCGAUCCAAGCUCGCUUGGCCACGCGGGGUUCCCGCGUGGGGGCGCUACAGUUUCGUCAGGGAAUCGUAAAGGAAAAGUACGACAAUCAGGAGAAAAGGAGAAUUUCCAAUAUUAUGGGCGAGAUCGAGGCUAUACUAGACGACAAGCAUGGUCUACGGAGCAGCAAUGACUCGAACGAUGUAGAAUUUGACGGCGUGUUAGAAGGCGAUCUGGUGAUCAACGAGAGACAGGCGAAGUGGAUGUUACAAGCAUUCAACACUAGACAGAAGCGGAAACUGAUCGACAACGAAGAGCUUAGGUGGAAUAUCAGCACACCGAUACCCUACCUAUUCAACCCGGAAGAUUUCAAUGAGAAUGAGAAGGGAAUCAUCAGAUGGGCUAUCAACCACUGGGAGCAAGAGACGUGUAUCCGCUUCAAAGACAUGGGACCUGUGGUCUACUACACCGAUUACAUUCUCUUCUACAAGGGAAAAGGCUGCAGCUCAGAGGUCGGUAGGAAUGGACAGACACAAAUCUCCUUAAACGUCAUCUGCAUAUCCAAGCAGAUCGUGGCUCAUGAGAUCGGACACUCGCUGGGGUUCUGGCAUGAGCAGGCUCGCCAAGACCGCGAUGAUUACUUGGAUGUGCUGUGGGAGAACAUCCAGCCUGGCAAGACGUAUAACUUUCUCACUCAUCAGACGAUCACCAACGACGUCCCCUAUGAUAUGUCCAGCCUCAUGCACUACCUAGGAACGGAUUUCAGCAAAACCUACCCGGAUAUGUUGACUCUGAAAUCGCGCGACGGGUUUCUACAACAAGUGAUGGGAGGAGCCGAAAAGUUGUCAUUCUACGACGCAAAAACGGCAAAUAUCGAAUACUGCAAAGACUCCUGUCGCAACACGAAGCUCCGAAGGCCAUGCGAGCAUGAUAGCUAUCAGGAUCCUAACGACUGCUACAGCUGCAAAUGUCCAGAAGGAUUUGGAGGGACUUAUUGCAAUACAGCCGCGUUCAGCGUCGGCGGAGCAGACUUUGCGGCGGAUGAUCGUCAUCACAUGCAGUGGAGAUGAGGGGUGACAGGUCACUGUCGAUAUCCAGCAGGUCGCUUCCGCUCAGCAUGAGCUGGCUC
Messenger RNA from Priapulus caudatus, 1715 nucleotides. Its product is annotated as zinc metalloproteinase nas-30-like. The transcript has 9 exons. Bases 523 to 1656 code for a protein of 377 amino acids. The record is from RefSeq and is a predicted model, not a curated record. Gene Ontology annotation, biological process: proteolysis. NCBI's taxonomy places the organism in Eukaryota, Metazoa, Priapulida, Priapulimorpha, Priapulimorphida, Priapulidae. Gene Ontology annotation, molecular function: zinc ion binding; metalloendopeptidase activity.